AAUACAAGUCCAACAAAAGCGAGUAUAAAAACAGAGUAGCAGAACUUCGGAAAACAACCAACUCGUAGAAAGUUUGAAACGAUGGUGAGCUCGAAGACUUUCUUCGCUUUCGGAGCCCUCGCUCUGCUCUUUGCCGCGUCGGUCUUCGCAGAAGACGUCGUUGUGCUCACGGAGGAAAACUUUGAGAACCACGUCGGUCAAGAUCGGGCCGCUCUCGUCGAGUUCUACGCUCCCUGGUGUGGCCAUUGUAAAAAGCUUGCUCCAGAGUAUGAGAAGCUUGGCUCAAGUUUUAAGAAAGCAAAAUCCAUUUUAAUUGGAAAGGUGGACUGUGAUGAGCACAAGGGCAUUUGUGGCAAAUAUGGAGUUUCUGGGUAUCCCACAAUUCAAUGGUUUCCGAAAGGAUCCCUAGAACCCAAAAAGUAUGAAGGUGGCCGCACUGCAGAAGCUCUUGCUGAGUUUGUGAAUAAGGAAGGAGGGACCAACGUGAAGAUUUCUGCAGCCCCCUCCAAUGUUGUGGUCCUUACUCAGGAUAAUUUCAAUGAGGUGGUCCUGGACGAAACAAAAGAUGUGCUGGUGGAAUUCUAUGCACCAUGGUGUGGACAUUGCAAAUCCCUUGCUCCUACUUACGAGAAGGUUGCAACAGCAUUUAAGUUGGAGGAAGGUGUAGUGAUUGCUAAUCUUGAUGCUGACAAAUACAAGGAUUUAGCUGAAAAGUACGGAGUAAGUGGAUUUCCCACAUUGAAAUUUUUUCCAAAGAACAAGAAGGAGGGUGAAGAGUAUGGUGGUGGCAGAGAUUUAGAAGAUUUUGUAGAUUUCAUUAAUGAGAAAUCUGGGACUAGUAGAGAUGGGAAAGGCCAACUUACUUCCAAAGCUGGUGUACUUGCAAAUCUGAACGACUUAGUGAAGGAAUUUGUGAAAGCUGGCGAUGAUGAGAAGAAGACAAUCUUUUCCAAGAUAGAAGAGGAAGUUGGGAAGCUUGAGGGUUCUGCUGCAAGAUAUGGUAAGAUCUACUUGAAAGCUGCCGAGAACUCUUUAAAGAAAGGUGCUGAUUAUGCGAAGAAUGAGAUUCAGCGGCUUGAACGCAUACUCGAGAAGUCUGUCAACCCAACCAAGGCAGAUGAGUUCACUCUGAAGAAGAACAUCCUAUAUACCUUUGCCUCAUCAUCAUGAGGAGGCACUUCCUGUUUUGCAGGGAGGAAUCUUUAACCUAGUUUGGGGGAAGUCAUCUCCCAAAUUCUCCUGAUCUUGGGAAGAGAUAGUGUUUUCAGUGUAAUAUUUAUGCACAUCUUUUACUGAACAUUUUUGUGCGUUCAAGUCCUUAUUUGUAUUAGGGAGAAGGAUAGCCGGCAUACCAUUAACAAUAAUGUAGUGUUUUUUGGAUCGAAAAUCUUAUUUAUCGUUAACUCUGUUUUGAGUAGCGAUGCACGAAUUGAGGACCCCAAUAGUUUGUUUCAUCUGUUAAA
Molecule: messenger RNA, 1463 nt
Organism: Prunus avium (sweet cherry)
Lineage: Eukaryota; Viridiplantae; Streptophyta; Magnoliopsida; Rosales; Rosaceae
Gene: UNE5
Product: thioredoxin family protein
Biological process (GO): protein folding
Cellular component (GO): endoplasmic reticulum
Molecular function (GO): protein disulfide isomerase activity
Source: RefSeq, a predicted model, not a curated record